CCAGGAACCGACUUGUAAAGCCGGAGACCAACAGUUUUUAUACCGUUGAUGGUUAGGGUUAACAGUGCAAGUCCAUGUCCUUGUAGGAUACGAAAUCUACUAAAUUACUUUCUUCUUCAUCUUCCUCGUCUUCGUCUCUUCCACUUGUUCUUCGCACUAUUCUCUUUAACACAAUCUGUCAAGCAACUCAUCGUCCUUUUCCUUCUACUUCUCCUUCUUCUUCUUCGUACUGCUUUCGAAAAUGUCUCAGUUAUUCUCUACUCUUCUCUUCGGGGAUAACGAAGAAUUUGAGUCUUUCUUGGGUGACGAGCUUAAGGGUUUCAUGGGGCGACUCUCAGGUUCCCAAGAGUCCUCCCCUGCGUUGCGCUUGCCGCUACUGGUUUUGAUGGGCAACGACGAAGAUGCUUUGGCGAUGGCGGAAUUAGCUACUGAUGAAGAUGGUCCAAAUACACAGCCCGCCAGUGCCCAACUCUUUGAAAAGCUCGAGGUGAUCAGAAUCGAAGAAUCCGGUUUGGUGUGCUCGAUUUGCUUGGGCCAAUUGUCGAUCGAGUCGGAAGCUAGGCGGUUGCCGUGUUCUCAUGUCUACCACGGCAACUGCAUCAUGGAGCGGCUGAAGAAGAGUAAGACUAAGACUAAGACAUGCCCUCUUUGUCGAUUGUGUUGAUCGAUCGCUGGAUAAGUGAAUUGGAUGACUACUCAGGAGAACUUAAUAUUCCAUGUCCUGCCGUUGCUCGUUCGAGCUUAUGAUGAUACUGAUCUGGGCAUUCAAGAGGAAGUCCUGAAAAAUCUGCGUCUCUUGCUAAGCAACUCGAUGUUCAGGUGAUUGCCAUUUGUAUAGAUUUGUGUGCCUGCAUGUGUUUAUGCAGACAACAUAUUCUAUUCAUGUAUGUGAAUGCAUAUUUUCAUUUUCAUAUAUUGGUUGCUUUCAUCCUUGCCUAGGAAGCUGGUGAAAAUUUGCAGCAGUGUCCUAAUAUGACAAUUACAUGGUGAUUGACAAUCAUAAUCCAGAAACUAUAAGUUCAAAUUGAUGCCAUAGAGUGGAAAUGAAAAAUUCUUUUAUUUA
Molecule: messenger RNA, 1063 nt
Organism: Hevea brasiliensis (rubber tree)
Lineage: Eukaryota; Viridiplantae; Streptophyta; Magnoliopsida; Malpighiales; Euphorbiaceae
Product: E3 ubiquitin-protein ligase SIRP1-like
Exons: 2
Coding region: 242-664 (140 amino acids)
Biological process (GO): protein ubiquitination; ubiquitin-dependent protein catabolic process
Cellular component (GO): cytoplasm
Molecular function (GO): ubiquitin protein ligase activity; zinc ion binding
Source: RefSeq, a predicted model, not a curated record